GAACAUGCAAUAGAAUAAAAAUUACAACAUUAUAAGUAUUAUUGGUAUUGGAAAAUCCAAUAACUGUUUUUGUCGACAUUGAUCAUACAUUGAUACCACGAGAUCUCGAAUUUAAUUCUUUCCACACAUUGCCCGUAUAUCUAAUUACUCAUACGUUAAAGUCAUUUUCCCAUAGAAAUACGAAGUAAUACCGUUAACUAGCCGGAACCGCUUUUUUAUAAUUGUUUAUAAUACUACUUCCUCGAUAUCUUACACCAAAUUAUGUGUUCUCCUUUACUUGCUGUAUGCGUAACAUUUUAUUAGGAAAUGUUGCACUGAAAAUUGCACGUCAUAGUGCGGGCAGAUGCGGCGUGUAGUCAAUCUUCAAUGUAGUUAAGAUUAAGAUCGUGUUAAAUGGCAGCGAUGGCAGCGAACUACUGAAUUCGGACCUAGCACAAAAUGGUUAUUGAACAAAAUCCACUCUGAAUUCUGAGCAUCUACCAAACAAGUCUAAUUUCAUCCUCGGUUCGAUCGGUACUGAAGGCAACACGUAGGCAAAUUGUUCUCAGACGAAACACCCAGUGCCACAUCAUGAGACACUUGAGUAAACAGAGGAUCUUCGAGUCCUGCAAACUGAGUGUGAGAAAGAAGUAUAAAUAGUGUCUGAAAAGCGAUCUUCAAUCACAGUUUGGUGCAGUAUCGCUUCAGCAGAGAUAACAACAUGUCGUUCAAGACUCUCUUCCUAUCGUUGUGCGUGGUGGUGCUCGCACUGAAUGGCAUCGAAGCCGCACAGUACUACGUCGCUUUCACUAAAAGUGCCAACUUUUUCGAAGCGUGGCAAGACUGCCACGCCUACGGUGGAGAUUUGGCAACUAUAAGGUCCGCAUCUGAGCAAAGUCUUGUGGAACAGGCAAUGGGCCGAACCAACAAUCCAAAAGGGGUUUACUUUAUCGGCGGAACUGACGUUGGCCGUUUUGCUCGUUGGAUGUGGAUUGCUUUGAACAAGGUGAUCGAAACCACUGACUACCGCAACUUCUAUCCAGGAGAGCCCAACAAUCUCGGAGGCAACCAAGAAUGUUUGUCCGUCGGAAACUGGGUAGCACCGAACCGUGGAAAAUGGGAUGAUGUACAAUGUUCGGCCAAACUUGAUGGAUACGUUUGUCAGUUCUACGCGUGAUCACCUGUAUCAAAACCAUAGACUUCUUGAAAAAAAUAUCACAUGAGGUUGUGAGAUGUGUCUGCUCUUAUAAAUCCUGUUUCAACUAUGUGAUAGGAAAUGAAGGAAAUAUAACAUUCACCUAAACAUGUUAAAACCUUGUAAAUCUAAAAAUUCUUUAUUUAUUCCACUGAAACAGUUGAAAGAACCAGACAAAUAGCUAGUUUUACAACAAGCAAAAAUCAAAAAUUAAGAAAAAACGUGAUCCGUUCAGACAUAGACAUAUCUACAUUGAGACGAGAAUGGUACAUAAAUGCAUUACAUUACUGAACUAAAUGCUAAACAGUAUAACAGAUCUCCUUAAUUGCAAUUGAAGGUUGAAAUUAUUUUGUGUUGCAAAUAGUGAUUAUCAGCUCUCAUAUGGAGUGAUCGGGAGUUUGAAGAUUCGAUGUGCUCAAGUUAGAAAAGGUAUUUUAUGAUGGUUGAGAAGUGUUUACACAAGUGUAUUACAAUGAGAGCUUCUUCAGAGGAACCUGUGAAAUCAUUCAAUUUUUGUGUAUUUUCUUUAUUAAUGAAAGCUAAGAUAUAUAUCAUUUUUUUGUGUUGUUUAAUCUUAUCAUACAGGUAUUUGAAUAAA
Anopheles funestus (African malaria mosquito) is the source of this 1772-nucleotide messenger RNA. RefSeq names its product ladderlectin-like. The record is from RefSeq and is a predicted model, not a curated record. Lineage: Eukaryota; Metazoa; Arthropoda; Insecta; Diptera; Culicidae. The transcript is spliced from 2 exons. The coding region runs from base 701 to 1156 and encodes 151 amino acids. Gene Ontology annotation, molecular function: carbohydrate binding. Gene Ontology annotation, biological process: biological process involved in interspecies interaction between organisms. Gene Ontology annotation, cellular component: external side of plasma membrane.